CCUCCAUUCCAAUGGUUCAGCAAAACGAAAUCACCGCAACAAUGGAGACGACCUCUCGGAAACACCUCUCCUCCGUCGCCAAUGACGUCAUCCAACACUGUGCUCUGAUAGUCGGCAGUUCUGUGGAAGGAUUGGUGGAGGAGUUUGAGACUUCGUGGAAACCUGAGACUGGAAGCUAUUCGAGGAAGUUCUUGGAGUUUUGUAGUGCCAAGGCUCUGGCCGAUAUGUGCCGGAACUUGAAGGAAGAUAUUUGCAAUGGUUCGUUUAGCCGCUUCAGCUUUGAUAUGAUGCUUGCUUGGGAGAUGCCUUCCACUGAAGCUGAAGAGUCUCGCGAGGAGUGUGUGGCAAAGAUGAAAGAAGAGAAGAAUAAAGUCGUAGCAGCCAAUGUGCCGCCAGAGCAAGAUGAGAUCCCUCUUUUCUAUUCGGACCUUAUGCCCUUGCUUGUUGACGACGAUCCAGAUGUUGGAGAAGAUGCAUUUGUGUGGUUAGGGACUUUAGUUCCAUUAGUUUCGGAUCUUGUCAAUACAAGAUCCACAUUCGAAACUCUAACAGCUCCAACUGGACACCGGCUGCAUUUCCCAGCCUAUGAUAAAUUUCUGAAGGAAAUUGAGAAAUGCAUAAAUCAUCUGCAGAAACAGGCAACUCCAAAGGGUGUUGAGCUACGUGAUGAUGAGUUUAUAUUGCAUGUGGAGGGAACUGCUAGCUCGCAGAGGGUAGUGCGCCACAUUGGAUCAACAAGUUGGCCUGGCAGACUUACAUUAACUAAUUACAGCCUCUAUUUUGAGGCCUCUGGUGUGAUAACUUACGAAAAGGCAGUUGAGAUAGAACUCUCAAGGGACACUCUGCACAGUGUGAAACCAGCUUCUACUGGACCUUGGGGUGCACCACUUUUUGACAAGGCAAUCUUCUACGAGUCCCCUGAGAUAUCAGAGGAAGUUGUGUUGGAGUUUCCAGAGAUCACAAGUUCCACAAGACGUGAUCACUGGCUUGCGCUAAUUAAGGAGAUCAUACUCUUGCAUUGUUUUUUGCGGAAAUUUAAUUUGGAAAAUCCAAUGCAAGUGUGGGAGAUUCAUUCAAGAACAAUUCUGGGGAUUAUAAGGCUUCACGCAGCCAGAGAAUUGCUUAGAAUAUCUCCACCUGUUCCUACAAAGUUCUUAAUAUUUGCCUUAUGUGAUGAGUUACCAAAGGGUGAUUAUGUACUAAAAGAACUUGCUGAGAAUCUGAAGUUGCUGAAUAGUGGACGCCCAUGUAAUGCAACUGCAACUCUAAGAUAUUUGAACAUGUCACAGUUAACCAACUCCAGUGUAGAAGAAAUUGAGAAAGUCUGUAAUGUAAGUGAACGUGAUGAAGCACAGUUCUCCUUAGAGAAUGCCAUUAAUCAGGCCAGAGAAAAAGAGAAGGAAGUUGUCCAUGCCAAGGCUACCACUGUAGGACUGAAAGAGGAAGGCAUCGGUGAAAGUGCACUCAUCUUCAUGGAGCUAUUAAAGCCACUUAAGAGCAGGUUACCUUGGUUCAAAGAAGUUCUUGAAUGGGAAAGACCAGCGGCUACUGUUACCGUGCUCACUACAUCUUUGAUAAUUACAUUUAAGGAGUGGUUGGGCAAGGCUGUGGCUGCCCUCCUGUUUUGGGUGGUCUUGGUGAUGCUUCAAGCGAGAAAGAAAAAGAUUCAGGAAAAGUGCGAUGAGAUUGUGGUCUGCACUGCCUCUGACCAGACUACGAUGGAGAGCAUAGUAUCUGCCCAACAAAGUUUGCAAAAUGUGCACGAGAUUGUGCAGGCUGCAAACAUUGCGGUGUUAAAGAUUUGGUCCAUUUUCAUAUCCAAAACCCGGAAGCACGCGGACAUGGUAAUGGCGGUACUGAGUGGGGUGGCAAUAAUACUGGCAGUGGUUCCAACGAAGUACAUAAUAAUGGGGGCAAUAUUAUAUGGCUUUUUGAUGACCUCAAGAGUAGGGAAGAAAACUAAGGGUACCAACAGCGGUGGAGGAGACAGACGGCUGAAGGAGUGGUGGGACUCCAUCCCUGUCAUCCGCGUCCGUGUCGUUGACAAGCUUCCCGAGAGCGGCGGCCCUUCCGACUAAGGGUAAUCCUCCACUCACCCUUUUCCAUGCUUUCCUAGUUUCUCCAUUUCUCCCUUUUUCUUAAUGUCUAUUCUGAUCCUUUGCCAUUUGUGAAUAUAGACAAACUGAAGGCCCCUUAUAGAACAACGUGACAGUGGGAUUUUAUUGAAAAUAUUUUGGGGGCU
Cucurbita maxima (winter squash) is the source of this 2242-nucleotide messenger RNA. RefSeq lists its product as uncharacterized. The coding region runs from base 12 to 2078 and encodes 688 amino acids. Lineage: Eukaryota; Viridiplantae; Streptophyta; Magnoliopsida; Cucurbitales; Cucurbitaceae. The transcript has 10 exons. The record is from RefSeq and is a predicted model, not a curated record.